UUUUCCUCUUCCCCUCGCUGUUUCUCUUUUUCCGCUUCCAAAGAUCCAUUCUCAUGGCGGUUGUCAUCGAGAGUGUACCGCCUUGGGCGCCCAAGCCAUUCAUCUAUCUCCUCCUCUUCGCCUCUUGCUUCGCUUCUCUCUUCCUCUACCCUUACUUCUCCAAGCCUGGCUUCCUCUCUAGACCCACCACCGCCUCCUCCCCCUUCGAUCUCGGCUCUUACGGAUCCUUUCAGCGUUUCCAGCGUCGCUUCUUGAUCUUAUACUCUAUCGCUUCUCUAAUGGAAGGGCUCGGAUCCUUGUUUGGAGAUUAUGAUGGAAUUAGCAGGGAGAAUGUAGCAUUGUGUAUUUCAGUUGGAGCUGCUGCUGCUCUUUUAAUUGGUCCUAUUUUGGGUAUUGUUUCUGAUGUCAAAGGCCCAAAGACAGCUUGUAUUCUAUUUUUCAUUCUGCAUCUUCUCAUGUGUUUCUUGAAGAGCAUAAGCGGACAUCCUAGUAUUUGGGUAAUGAGCAUAUGUCUGGCACUUGCUUCCUCAGUAUUCUCAUUCUGUUUCGAGACAUGGAUGAUCGUUGAACACGAGAAGCAAGGUCACAGGCAAGAUAUGCUCAAUGACACCUUUUGGUUGAUGUUCUUUUUUGAGUCUGCAUCUCUUGUUGGAAGCCAGGCUUUCGCAAAUAUGGCAGUGAAGGAUGCUGAUAGAAGUUUUCUCACCCUCCCUAAGUCAGCCUCCUUUUUGGCAAUAUUGAGCAUUCUUUACAUUAACAAGAAGUGGAAUGGAUGCGAGCAGCUGACCUCAAUUGGAAAUUAUACAAAGUCUCUCUCUUCACUUAUUCUUAAUGACAAAAUAUUGUGGACAUUAACACUGGCCCAAGCAAGCAUUUAUUUUUCCAUGUCCGUUUUUUGGAUUCUCUGGGCUCCAACAAUUGUGGCAGAUGGGCGAGUGGUGCACUUGUCACUGAUAUAUCCAUGUUUCCUUGGUUCAAGAAUGCUCGGAAGUACUGUAUUCCCAUGGUUCUUUAGUGGUUCAGUGCUCCACAAUGAGGAUUAUCUCACAACUGCAUUUGCUGUUGCUGGUCUGGCAUUUUCAAUUGUAGCUUAUGAUUAUCAGGAAAUAGAAGUUCUAGUGACACUGUUCUGCAUCUUCCAUGCUUGUGUUGGUUUCAUUCUUCCAUCACUUGCGAGAUUACGGACAAUGUAUAUUCCAAACCAGUUCCGUGGAGGCAUGAUAAGCUUGUCCUUGGCACCUGCAAAUGCUGCAUUCUUGUUUGUUCUUGUCUUAGGUGGUUAUUGCAGGGUUCUUAGCAAUACAAUGAUCAUGGCAUUUGCUGCUUUUGGGCUGAUAUGUUCUGCUGGUUGUAUUCAUUUACUCCAACGGGGAAGAAAGCAUUCACAUCAAAACUGGCAUAAAUUGUAAGACAGAUCAAACACUGUGAACAAGGUCAAGGACGCAUGGCUUCUUUUGUUGAUGCUUCUGCUUCAAAUACAUGCAUGGGAAAAACUUUCAUACAUAAUAGAGCAGAUAAUAACUUUGCCGAUGCUAGUUAUGUGUGAUUUUCAUUGCAAUAAGCCAGGAAGGAAGUUUUAGAAAAUCAAGGAAUCAUUUGCAGAGGCUUAUCAGUUUUCAGGUUCUGAAAGGUAUGUAAGAUUCAUACUUUUGCCGAUGAAAGUGGGAUUGAAUCAUCGGCAGGAUGUACACACAAUUCAUGUAUUUCUGCAGUGUUAUUAGUAGUUAUGUGAAGCUGCCACCGUUGCUGCACCGGUUACAUGUAUUUUUCAGCAGCUUUCUACCCAUGAAUCAAGUGGUAGAGCAAUAGCAAACAUUUAACCAUAGGGAUCUUUUUUACUUGUUAGGCCUGAAACAUGAUGAUAGUUCUUGAUUAUCCUUGAUGUUUUAGUUGAUUGAAUUCCACUGUGAAUUUGUGAAUUUGUGCAUUUGGUCUUGUACAUUCCAUGAGCAUAUAUAAUUGGACAAUUAUUUAUGAUA
Molecule: messenger RNA, 1979 nt
Organism: Dioscorea cayenensis subsp. rotundata (Guinea yam)
Lineage: Eukaryota; Viridiplantae; Streptophyta; Magnoliopsida; Dioscoreales; Dioscoreaceae
Exons: 9
Coding region: 54-1409 (451 amino acids)
Biological process (GO): molybdate ion transport
Cellular component (GO): membrane
Molecular function (GO): molybdate ion transmembrane transporter activity
Source: RefSeq, a predicted model, not a curated record